CGUACAGCGUCUCGUAUCGUUUCUGUGUUGCAUACAAAUUGUCGAUUUAAUUGUGUUCGAAUUGUUUUGUGUUCGCUGCCUAUUAAGAAGAGGACAUUGUCAUUUACGUUGUAGUAAGGCCGAUUAGGAAACCGUUAUUAUUUUAGUUAAUUAAUUACAUUCGAGAGGAAUAAAGAAUAUACCAGAAAUUAUACGUAAGAAUGACGGUGACCUACUCACGCAACGUCGCUUUGAGCCAGAAAAGCUUCAGUGUCUUCCUCAAGCUGCUCUUCAGAUGGCGUGGCAGCGUCUACAAGUUGGUGUGGCGAGACUUGGUCGUUUUUACCCUCGUUUACGCCGCCCUAUCACUGGUCUACAACUUUGCCUUACAAGACGGCGGGAAAAGGCUGUUCGCAAAUGUGGUCACGGGAGUUAGGGAGAAUGGCAGGAUCGAAGUGAGUUCCCUGAUAUUCGUGCUCGGUUUCUACACGUCUCACGUGAUGCAGCAACGCCAUGCCUUCUACAGCGUCAUCCCCUGCACAGACGCCUUCGCCAUGGCGGUGUCAGCUGCACUCAGGGGCAGGGAUAGCCACGUGUUGAGGCUACGCCAGACUCUAGUGCGGUAUGCUAACUUGGCCUGCACCCUCACGCUCACCAACAUCUGCCUGCCUCUCAAGAAGCGAAUGCCCACUGCCAAGCAUUUCAUUGAAACAGGUUUUAUGACAGAACAAGAAAGUGAAAUUAUACAAAAUCUGGACCCUAAAGCCAAAGGCUUCGGUCGCACCUACUGGGUACCUCUUGUGUGGGCCACAAACGUGAUCACUAGAAGCGAGACGUACGUUGGGGAUAGAGAGAAAACUACUGAAAUCAGCGGCCUCAACACCAGCAGGAUGUUGGAUGAACUGCACAAACUGAGCAGAAGCUGUAACCAGCUCAUGAGCCAUGAUCAAGAGAUUAUCCCGCUCGUCUACACUCAGAUGGUCACGCUCGCUGUGUACUUGUACGCCCUGGGGGCUGUGAUUGCGGGACAGUUCCUGGACGGGGACCAUACAACAGAAGGCUUAAACUACAACUACUACGUGCCAGCUGCACUCCUACUUCAAAUUGGCUUCUACUGCGGCUGGUUGAGGGUCGCAGAGACCCUCAUCAACCCUCUGGGCGAAGACGACAAUGACUUUGACAUAAAUCCGAUAAUAAACAGAAACAUUACAGUAUCGCGCCAGAUCAUCGGCAAGCACGGUAUGUGCCCCGAGCAGUUCGCCGAGGAUGAGGUUGACUACUUCACAAACAAAUGGCCACGCAAUGAACUGCCUUACACUGUCGCCUCAAAAACCUUCGAUAAGGAGCCUUAUCGCGGAUCAUUUGCCGAGUAUGAAGUCAGAUCAGAAAAGCAGAAGUUUGUGGUUAGCUUCGAACCUGACCAAGUCGACAUUGAAAUGAUGACAUUACAGGAGCCAGAAGACGAUCAAGUGAGCCGUAAGGGAGUUUUGCCGUCUGUUCUCCGGCGCCGAAAGUCACGAAAAACCACCCGCCACCUGAGACCAAGAAUGAAGACGGUGAGCAUUGAGGAGCUGGAGCAGCAGCGAAAACGACAAACUAAAGUUGAGAGACAAACAGAAAAGUGUUAGAAAAGACGAAGGUUCCAUGCCAGAUUCCGAGAAAGUGCCAAUGAUAACUUGAGCAGGACCAUAUGGAAAAUUUGUUACACCUUUCAAUGAAAUUUACAAAUGUCGAUAUUAUAAUGAUUCUAAUACCA
Messenger RNA from Hyalella azteca, 1735 nucleotides. Its product is annotated as bestrophin-2. The record is from RefSeq and is a predicted model, not a curated record. Gene Ontology annotation, molecular function: chloride channel activity. Lineage: Eukaryota; Metazoa; Arthropoda; Malacostraca; Amphipoda; Hyalellidae. The transcript is spliced from 9 exons. Bases 201 to 1607 code for a protein of 468 amino acids.